Messenger RNA from Nerophis ophidion (straightnose pipefish), 6700 nucleotides. RefSeq names its product glucocorticoid induced 1a (gene glcci1a). Gene Ontology annotation, biological process: podocyte development. The record is from RefSeq and is a predicted model, not a curated record. NCBI's taxonomy places the organism in Eukaryota, Metazoa, Chordata, Actinopteri, Syngnathiformes, Syngnathidae. The coding region runs from base 194 to 904 and encodes 236 amino acids. The transcript is spliced from 5 exons. Gene Ontology annotation, cellular component: cytoplasm.
UCCCGGAGCUCCAGCCAGCCUCUCCCCGUCCUCGGCGUCUCGUCUGCGGGAAGAAGGCUGGAGUUUCUCCCGUCUCUUCGCUCCAGUCCCGCCGGCCCGGGUGGAGGCAGCUCGGACAACUGGCUGGACCAGAGAGAACCCACCGGGCAUUCCAUAAUCUUCAUUAUUCAUUCCAUAAUCUAAAGCACCGUCCAUGUCCAAGUCCAGCCAGAUGCCACUGUCCAACAUCAGCGUGCCAAAGCCCUCCAUUUCCCGCGUGCCCAGCAGCAUGGAGGGCAUCAACCACGAGCUGGAGAAGGUCUUCAUCAAAGACAACGCAGACAAGGAGGAGCUGAAGUCGCUGGAGGUUCCUGACGGCCGCCGAGCUCCUUUCCCGCCCCAGCAGCGCAGCAGCAGCCAGCGCAGCGCCGACACCCAGACUCCUUCAGGUCCUGGUCGCUCCAGCAGCUGUUCCAGCUUGUCACCUUGCCCCUCACCUGCCUGCCCACCUGGGUCACAUGACAGCAGUCCUUACUCCACCGAGGACCUACUCUACGAUCCUGACAAAGACGGUGAGAGCAGUUCACCGCUCCCCAAAUUCGCCUCCUCACCAAAACCCAACAACAGUUACAUGUUCAAGCGAGAGCCGCCCGAAGGUUGCGAGAAGAUCAAAGCUUUCGAGGAGAUGAGCUCCCGACAGUCCAGCUCAGCAUCAGCGCUCCUCUUCUCCUGCCCUGACAAAAACAAGGUCAACUUCAUCCCGACCGGCUCAGCAUUCUGUCCCGUCAGACUCCCAGCAUCCCUGCAUGUAGCGCCCGGCGUGCCAUCCCAGGAAGACGAGGACGGCACAACAUCAUCAACAUCGCACGCUUUUACCACUCAAGUCUCCACCAGCACUAGCACAGAAGAAGACUCCAUCAGCUAGACCUUUUACACCUUCCAAGUGUGACCACUGACCAUCCAAACUCCUUCACUUUUGACCACAGACUCUCCAAUCUCCUUCAGUUGCGACCACGGACUCUCCAAUCUCCUUCAGUUGUGACCACGGACUCUCCAAAUUCCUUUAAGUGUGACCACUGACUAUCCAAACUCCUUCAAGUGUGAUCAGAGACUCUCCGAAUUCCUUCAAGUAAGAUCUGAGACUCUCCGAACUCCUUCAGAUGUGACCACUGACUAUCCAAUCUCCUUCAGUUGUGACCACAGACUCUCCAAAUUUCUUUAAGUGUGAGCACUGACUAUCCAAACUCUUUCACUUGUGACCACAUACUCUCCAAUCUCCUUCAGUUGUGACCAGAGACUCUCCAAAUUCCUUUAAGUGUGACCGCUGACUAUCCAUUCUCCUUCAGUUGUGACCACAGACUCUCCAAAUUCAUUUAAGUGUGACCACUGACUGUCCAAACUCCUUCAAGUGUGAUCAGAGACUCUCCGAAUUCCUUCAAGUGGGAUCAGAGACUCUCCGAACUCCUUCAGAUGUGACCACUAGCUCUCCAAACUUCUCCAAGUGUGACUACAGACAUCCAAACAAUCAUAACUCCUUCAAAUGCGACCGCUGACUCUCCAAACAUCUUCAAGUGCGACAACUGAUUCUCCAAAGACUUUCAAGUGCUACAACUGACUCUCCAAACACCUUCAAGUGUGGCAACUGACUCUCUAAACAAUUAAACUCCUUCAAGUACGACCACAGAAUUUCCAAACUCCUUCAAGUGCGACCACUUACUCUCCAUACUCCUUCAAUUGUGACCACUUACGCUCCAAAUUCCUUCAAUUGUGACCACUGGCUCUCGCAACUCCUUCAGGUUUGACAACUGACUCCAAACACCUUGAAAUACGACCACUGACAUCCAAAAACACCUUCAAUUGCGACCACUGACUCUCCAAACUCCUUCAAGUGCGACCGCUGACAUCCAAACACAAACAAGGUGUUUGGAUGUCAGCGGUCACUCUUGAAGGAGUUUGGAGAGUCAGUGGUCGCAACUGAAGGACUUUCGAGAGUCAGUCGUCACACUUCAAGGUGUUUGGAAAUUCUGUGGUCACACUUGAAGAUGUUUGGAUGUCAUUGGUCGCACCUGAAGGAGUUUGGGGAGUCAGUGGUCGCACUUGAAGAUGUUCGGAAAGUCAGUGGUUACGCUUAAUGGGGCUUAGGGAGUCAGUGAUCAAAGUUGAAGGAGUUUCGAGAGUCAGUGAUCGUACUUCAAGGUGUUCAGAGAGUCAGCAGUCGCACUUGAAGGAGUACUUCAAGUGCGACCACUGACUCUCCAAACUCCUUCAAGUGUGACCACUGACUCUCUAAACACAUUUGAGUGUUCCACUGACUCUCCAAACUCCUUCAAGUGUGACCACUGACUCUCUAAACACAUUUGAGUGUACCACUGACUCUCCACACUCCUUCAAAUAAGACCACUGACUCUCCAAACUUCUUCAAGUGUGACCACUGACUCCCCAAACUCCUUCAAAUACGACCACUGACUCUCUAAACACAUUUUAGUGUACCACAGACUCUCCAACCUCCUUCAAAUAAGAACACUGACUCUCCAAACUCCUUGAAGUGUGACCACUGACUCUCCAAACUCCUUCAAAUAAGACCACUGACUCUCCAAACUCCUUCAAGUGUGACCACUGACUCCCCAAACUCCUUCAAAUACGACCACUGACUCUCUAAACACAUUUUAGUGUACCACAUACUCUCCAAACUCCUUCAAAUAAGACCACUGACUCUCCAAACUCCUUGAAGUGUGACCACUGACUCCCCAAACUCCUUCAAAUACGACCACUGACUCUCUAAACACAUUUUAGUGUACCACAGACUCUCCAAACUCCUUCAAAUAAGACCACUGACUCUCCAAACUCCUUCAAGUGUGACCACUGACUAUCCAAACUUCAAGUGCGACUACUGACUCUCCAAACACCUUCAAUUGAGACCAAAGUAUUUCCAAACUCCUUCAAGUACGACUAGUGACUCUCCAAAUACCUUCAAUUGUGACCAAAGUAUUUCCAAACUCCUUCAAGUACGACUACUGACUCUCCAAAAACUCCUUCAAGUACGACCACUGACUCUCUAAACACCUCCAAUUGAGACCAAAGUAUUUCCAAACUCCUUCAAGUACGACUACUGACUCUCCAAACACCUUCAAUUGAGACCAAAGUAUUUCCAAACUCCUUCAAGUACGACUACUGACUCUCCAAAUACCUUCAAUUGUGACCAAAGUAUUUCCAAACUCCUUCAAGUACGACCACUGACUCUAAACCCCUUCAAUUGUGACCAAAGUAUUUCCAAACUCCUUCAAGUGCGACCACUGACUAUCUAAACUCCUUCAAGUACGACUACUGACUCUCCAAAUACCUUCAAUUGUGACCAAAGUAUUUCCAAACUCCUUCAAGUGUGACCACUGACUCUCCCAAGUCAUGAAAGUGAGCACUGACUCUACACAUUCACUUGUGACCAAAGUAUUUCCAAACUCCUUCAAGUACGACCAAUGACUCUUUAAACACCUUCAAUUGCAAUUGUGACCAAGGUAUUUCCAAACUCCCUUCAAUUAUGACCACUGACUCCAAAUUCCUUCAAGUACGACCACUGACUCUUCAACUACGACCACUGACUCUAAACACAUUCAAUUGUGACCAAAGUAUUUCCAAACUCCUUCAAGUACGAUCACUGACUCUCCAAAAACUCCUUCAAGUACGACCACUGACUCUCCAAAAACUCCUUCAACUACAACCACUGACUCUAAACACCUUCAAUUGUGACCAAAGUAUUUCCAAACUCCUUCAAGUACGACCAAUGACUCUCUAAACACCUCCAAUUGUGACCAAAGUAUUUUCAAACUCCUUCAAGUACGACCACUGACUCUCCAAAAACUUCUUCAACUACGACCACUGACUCUAAACACCUCCAAUUGUGACCAAAGAAUUUUCAAACUCCUUCAAGUACGACCACUGACUCUCCAAAAACUCCUUCAACUACAACCACUGACUCUAAACACCUUCAAUUGUGACCAAAGUAUUUCCAAACUCCUUCAAGUACGACCAAUGACUCUUUAAACACCUUCAAUUGCAAUUGUGACCAAGGUAUUUCCAAACUCCCUUCAAUUAUGACCACUGACUCCAAAUUCCUUCAAGUACGACCACUGACUACAAACUCCUUCAAGUACGACCACUGACUCUUCAACUACGACCACUGACUCUAAACACAUUCAAUUGUGACCAAAGUAUUUCCAAACUCCUUCAAGUACGAUCACUGACUCUCCAAAAACUCCUUCAAGUACGACCACUAACUCUCUAAACACCUCCAAUUGUGACCAAAGUAUUUUCAAACUCCUUCAAGUACGACCACUGACUCUCCAAAAACUUCUUCAAUUACGACCACUGACUCUCCAAAAACUUCUUCAACUACGACCACUGACUCUAAACACCUUCAAUUGUGACCAAAGUAUUUUCAAACUCCUUCAACUACGACCACUGACUCUCUAAACACCUCCAAUUCUGACCAAAGUAUUUUCAAACUCCUUCAAGUACGACCACUGACUCUCCAAAAACUCCUUCAACUACGACCACUGACUCUAAACACCUUCAAUUGUGACCAAAGUAUUUCCAAACUCCUUCAAGUACAACCACUGACUCUCCAAAAACUCCUUCAACUACGACCACUGACUCUAAACACCUCCAAUUGUGACCAAAGUAUUUUCAAACUCCUUCAACUACGACCACUGACUCUCUAAACACCUCCAAUUCUGACCAAAGUAUUUUCAAACUCCUUCAAGUACGACCACUGACUCUCCAAAAACUCCUUCAACUACGACCACUGACUCUAAACACCUUCAAUUGUGACCAAAGUAUUUUCAAACUCCUUCAAGUACGACCACUGACUCUCCAAAAACUCCUUCAACUACGACCACUGACUCUAAACACCUUCAAUUGUGACCAAAGUAUUUCCAAACUCCUUCAACUACGACCACUGACUCUAAACACCUCCAAUUCUGACCGAAGUAUUUCCAAACUCCUUCAAGUACGACCACUGACUCUCCAAAAACUCCUUCAAGUACAACCACUGACUCUCUAAACACCUUCAAUUGUGACCAAAGUAUUUCCAAACUCCUUGAAGUACGACCACUGACUCUCCCAAGUCAUUAAAGUGAGCACUGAUUCUACACAUUCAAAUGUGACCAAAGUAUUUCAAAACUCCUUCAAGUGCGACCACUGACUCUCUUAACACCUUCAAUUGUGACCAAAGUAUUUCCAAACUCCUUCAAGUACGACCACUGACUCUCUAAACACCUCCAAUUCUGACCAAAGUAUUUCCAAACUCCUUCAAGUACGACCACUGACUCCAAAAACUCCUUCAACUACGACCACUGACUCUAAACACCUCCAAUUCUGACCAAAGUAUUUCCAAACUCCUUCAAGUACGACCACUGACUCUCCAAAAACUCCUUCAAGUAUGACCACUGACUCUCUAAACACCUCCAAUUCUGACCAAAGUAUUUCCAAACUCCUUCAAGUACGACCACUGACUCUCCAAAAACUCCUUCAAGUACGACCGCUGACUCUAAACACCUUCAAUUGUGACCAAAGUAUUUCCAAACUCCUUCAAGUGCGACCACUGACUCUCUAAACACCUCCAAUUGUGACCAAAGUAUUUCCAAACUCCUUCAAGUACGACCACUGACUCUCCAAAAACUCCUUCAAGUACGACCGCUGACUCUAAACACCUUCAAUUGUGACCAAAGUAUUUCCAAACUCCUUCAAGUGCGACCACUGACUCUCUAAACACCUCCAAUUGUGACCAAAGUAUUUCCAAACUCCUUCAAGUACGACCACUGACUCUCCAAAAACUCCUUCAAGUACGACUACUGACUCUAAACACCUUCAAUUGUGACCAAAGUAUUUCCAAACUCCUUCAAGUGCGACCACUGACUCUCUAAACACCUCCAAUUCUGACCAAAGUAUUUCCAAACUCCUUCAAGUACGACCACUGACUCUCCAAAAACUCCUUCAAGUACGACCACUGACUCUCUAAACACCUCCAAUUCUGACCACUGACUCUCCAAAAACUCCUUCAAGUACGACCACUGACUCUCCAAAAACUCCUUCAAGUACGACCACUGACUCUCUAAUCUCCUUCAAGUGUAACCACAGAAUCUCACAAGCCCUCCUUACUUCUGCAUGAUGUGGAACUUAAGCAAGUAGAGUCAAGCUGGCCACGAGGAGGUAACUACAGAAGGGAUAUUAUUCUAUUUAUGUUCUUGUUUUGUUACGUUGCAAAUAUUUACACAUGAAUGAGCUGUACAAUCAAUCACAGAAUGGUUAUUGAUCCGUGGAACGCUGCAACAUCAGGGUUAGCUCUGCCAUUGUGGGAAGUUAACAAGUUUCUCCGUGCUUGGAUAUACUUGAUGGUGUACCCCAGGGGUCAAUGCUGGGACCAAAGUUGUUGACGUAAAACACUUCCAGGUUAGUAGUGUUUUGCUUUAUGUCGAGGGGACAAAACCAAUCCCAGUGGUAAAUACAUGCAUAUACUGUAAAUAUAUAUAUAUCUAUAUACUGUAUCUCUAUGAGAAGAAGGAAAAGCCCUUGUUUGAAAAAGAUAAGUAUUGCUGAGUAAGCAGCUGAACAUGUUUACAGGAAGAUGGUCCCAGUACUCGUGUGUACUUUUAUCAAAUUAUACGUCUGACUGUCAUUCUCCUGUGCAAAUAGAUCGAUCACAACAUUAAAACUUACUCCUAAAGUA